CAUGAAGGUUAGAGUGGAAAUAUCUCAUGAGUAAAUUCGUUUCACUUCUGCCCCUAUGGCAGGCAUUAAUAUAUAUCGGUCUUAUGGCCUCGAACAUCAUAGAGGCCAGGAGCAUUUGGCAGUUAUCUACCUUAGAAAUCCCCCAAAAUUUCUACAAUGCGCUCUUUCCCGAUGCCGAGGAUGACUCCCAACCAAGAUUUGCUCCCGAGUUACCUCAAAAUUAUAUUGAGACCAUCGACGAUGGAUCUGAUGGAAUAAAAGUGACAUCAGAAGGCCAGCCUUUGGCCAAGCCUACCCAACCUGAAGCAGAGAAAUCUCGCCUAUGCACACUGAACAGCGAGUCGACGAGUGUUCAGCAGCACGAGCUCGUCAAUCGCUUUCGAAAGAUGGCGCCGUUGCGGCCUCUGCUCAGACGUAAUAACUUUGUACUCUACGUGGACAAAGCACCACAUUUAUUGGGCGAAAUAGGGAUCGUGUAUAAUCCAGUGAGGUAUCACAUCAUAAAAUCGUAUUCCAGUGGUCGCGGGAGGCCAUUAUUAGUACCUCAAAUCCCGGAAGGAAGAUUGUUCAAGUUACGUCAACGUUUCACCUUGUUGGGAACAGAGGGAGGUCAUAUUGUCGACAUCUCAGACGAUCACAGCUCGAAACAAAAUGAAGAAAAUUUCAUCAUGAAUGGAUCGUACGUAGCGGUCGUUGACCCAAACUUCAAGCUCUCGUUCAAAGAUGCUAAUGCCUACAUACCGGACGUAGAUCCUACUAUCUACCUCAAGUUUACGGACUUGUUCAGCAGAGUCAGAAAAACGAAUGAUUACGCGGUUUUUCCAGAUUUCGUGCCCUGGCCUCUAGUGGAUUUUGAUCGCCUUGUGGCGGAGCAUGUGAGAAAAUCUGGCUACAAAAUCGAGUCUGAGGUUGCAAAUGAUUCUUUUGUGUCUGCUUCUUUGAAGCGGGAGGAGAAACGCUUGAAAGAAUUGAAAGACAAGCGCAUGACUGAGCUUACAGAAAAUGGAACAGAAGUUCUCACGAGUCAAUGCAACCACUUUCCAAGCGAAGAAGACUGUGCACCCAAUUACCGAACUGAUCACCACGUGAAUAAAUGUUACUGCAUUCAAUCUCUUGAUUAUGAACUCGUGUGCUGCGACUACAGAAACACAGCCGUCUAUAUAGACAGUUGGUUUGUGCGGGAUAACACCUUAUUUUUCACAAAUGCAAAUCCACUCUCCAUCUCCUUCUAUAGUAAAAGUGUCGAGAGGAUUUUCAUCCACAGUUCGGUGAUAGCCUUCAUGGAAACUACAUUCCCGUACCCUCAGUGGCGUGCAGAACUGUACAUUUCUAACAGCACCAUGACAUCCUUGAAUGGCUCCGACUCAGUUGCCCUCACCAACACCGAAGUAGAGGACAUCAUUAUGCUCUUCCCUCUUAAAGAAUUGGUUCUGAUCCGCACUUCAGUCGGCGUCAUGGCGGAUACUUUUUUCCGUUCAAUGUCCGAGAAAAAGCAGAGUUCGUUUCGAGCAGAGUCGUCAAAAAUUCAAUUAAUCUACAACGUUUCCUUUGAUCACGAGGCCGUGUUGUACGGCUGCUAUAUUCAGGGAAUCGCCAACAGUGUCGUCUCGGCUUUGUUUGUUGAGGGAUCCAGCAUAGAUUCGAUAUAUCCGGAAGGUUUGAAGGUUGUGAAAACACUUUCUCUGAUCAACACCAGAGUGGGACAUCUCCAUCGUAAUGCCAUCAUUGCUGACCGUGAUCAAAUUGUAUCGCUGAAGAAUACCGUGAUCGAACAAUGCGAUGAACCGUGCUUCUUAACAUCGCCUGGGACGAUUUUUAUUAUUGAGAAUGUAAUGGUGAAUAACAAAAACAUGACAGACCUGAAAGGCCACCUGCAUUCACCAAUUGUAACAACCAGCUUGAAUCGUCGAGAGUUUCAUGCAGGAGAAAUUAGAGAAUAUUGUAUACAGGAGGAUUGGAGAUUCGACUGCGAUCUUGUGAGCCAUCAAGAGCCCCUGGAGUUCCACCUGACGAGAAACGUAGCCGACUCCAUCGUCAUCAGAAAUCACGCAGAACUUUACAUUCACGAGGGUGCCUGCUAUCACACUGUUUAUCUUUGGAAUGACGUCGGGUCAAUGUACCACAGUGACUACCCUCAUCCCAAUGACCGUUUCAAUGUAAUGCCUUGCGCUUCGAGGUUUCGUUUGCAGUUGCAUUCGACGAAUUUGACAACACUUUAUUCGGUACGAAUAACCGAAGUAUUGGCGGAUGAAGGCCCGUCUCGCAUCGACCACCUUGACUUGAGUAAAGUGGAAUAUUUAAAAACCAAAGACCUGAGCAUCAAAGUCCUGGAACAUUUGGUUAUACAUCCUAGCAUCAGUAAAGAAUAUAUUUCUGAAAUCGCUUGCAUCGUAAUUGGUGGUCACAUCGGCGUAAUUCAAAAUUUAAUCCUUCAUACUCCGGCUUCUUUCUCUAACGUCAAUAUUGAUGAGAUCCAAAGCCUGAUCAUGAACAACUUCUCACCUUCGCACAAAACUUUCGUCUUCUAUUCUUGUACAUUUGGGCUCAUACAUCCUGCCGGUUUACGAUUGCUGGCUGGCCAUUUAUACCUGCACAAGUUCCGAUUUCUCCAGCCACUUGAAGGGAUGAUUUACUUGAGGGCAGGAGCUUACCUCAAGAUCAGCCAACCUCUGAACGUCCAAGACCUCGACUGUCUUGAAGUGGGACCCAUCAUCAGUGCCGCGCACCGAAACCAGGUGUUGUACCAGGGCGGGAUAGCACCUGAAUGGUUAUGGGACUGCGUCGCCGUGCGGGAGGGACCCACGCUCAUGGAGGGAGCCUCCGUUACGGCUGCUGGAGUUGUCAUCAUCGAGCCGCUCAAGAACUGCUCCAUGCCUAGCAGCAUGACUCUGAACUGCGACUUGUCGUUCACUACCACGAAUGUUCAAAUUGGAGGCAACCAUACACUAGACGCAUACAAACACGCGAUAGUGAAGAAUGCCCGCAACUUGAUCAUCUCGGACCAUUGCUUGAUGCAGCUUACGCUACAGAAUGUGACUGCCAGCUCGAUACAGAAGACCAACUACUCGUGUUUAUACAGACUAGAUUUGUUAUACUCGACUCUGGAUUUCAUCGAUAUAAACGUGCUUGAAUUUAUUUCUUCUAAGAGCACAAUAUCGGAUGUGGCUCCACGCUUGCCAUUAACUUUCCUCGAAUGCUCGAUAACUCAAGUAACUAAUAUUUUAGCAACCGUCCGCAUAGGGAACUUGUCAAGAAGUGUCAUCACAACAAUUAAAGAACUCGUUGUUGUCGACGAUUUCGUUAUUGAAGGAUGCAGAGUGGAUGAGAUUAUGUUCAUUAGAGUGCUGCCAGGAGCGACCCUCAAUAUUUCAAGUUCUCUGAUUUCUGAGAUUGGAAUUGAGGGCAUUGAGGUAUCAGGCAGACUCAUCUUGAACCAUGUCAACGUCCAGCGAGCUUCUGCUCGUAGCAUAGUUGUCCGCGAAACUGGUAGUGUUGAAAUUGGUGUGUUCAACGUCUUUUCUUGUCAUCCACUUGCAUCACCAACAUUUGACUACGAAGAUUCCUACCACUCAAACGAAGAAAAAAGUUACGUCAUGCAGAUCCGAAAUCACACGUUCACACAAGAAAACCUUAUUACCCACACUGAGUGCGUGCUAAUUCAAGGCGAUGAAAAAGUUACAGAUAAUAUACACUUUCUGAAGCCAAUUGCAGAAAAAACUACAGUACCCGUAUAUAAGCUGACAACGCCGACAAUAUAUGAUGCGAGCUGGAGCGACGAUGAUCUUCCUGUGGAAGCACUUGAUACUUUAUAUGAAAAAACGUCUGGCAAAGAGAAAGUGGAGGAGGCUGUCUCAAAUCGCGUUUAUAUCUACUCGUCGAUUGUACUUUUCAUAAUCAUUAUAGUUGCAGUCGCAAUAUUCUACUGGUGGUUUAAGAAGCGCAUGCGUCUCAACGAAAGGAGGAGCCGCGAUGGAAGUCACCGACGUAACGACAUAGACGAAGAACCCGGCGAAGAAGUCCCUUUGGCUCAGUUAUAUGAUGACCGCGUGAAUAUGGAGCAGGCUGAAUACAGGGACUCGGUAGAGGAAAGAUCUGGACUUGAAAACCCUGAGCAUAGUGAGGAGCCUCAAGGGUAUUCGCCUGAAGCACGCCCCGUCAACUACAUUUAUUUUGACCGUGGUCUUAACCUACGAAAAUCGACGACCGGUCGUGAACAUUUGCCACGGAGGACAGUUGGUUUAGAGCAAGGUGGAGCAGCUGGAGCUACACAACGGACGGAUUCGACGUCACCCGAUCCGCAUUCUGGUCAAUCGCCAUCGGCGCCCUCAACGAGUGGAACCAAAACACUAGAUUUUUCGAAUUUGCUCGCUCACAAUCUUCCUUUCAAUAAAAAUUACGACAAGGAAGAAAUUAUCGAGGCGAUCAAAGCCGGAAGAGCCGAAAGGCAAGCAGUUCUCUCUCAGGGCAAUGUUCGUUCGUCUGCCUCUGGUAUUUGUGAGCCAACUGCAGGUGGCCAGCGUCUUGAGGCCUCGAAACCACCUGCCCCUCCUAGGUCAAAAAGGCUUGCUUCUGGUACCAGUGCUGAUGCUGAUACUGCCGCCAGUGGUAAGAGUAUUGCUGCUGCUGGUAGUGGUAAGGGUAGAGCUGAUGCUGCUGCUGGUGGUAAAGGUAUUGCUGAUGAUGCUGCUGCUGCUGGUGGUAAAGGUAUUGCUGAUGAUGCUGCUGCUGGCGAUAAAGGUUUUGCUGAUGCUGCUGCUGGUGGUAAAGGUAUUACUGAUGCUGAUGCUGGUGGUAAAGCUAUUGCCGAUGUUGCUGCUAUUGGUAAAGGUAUUGCUGAUGCUGGUGGUAAAGCCAUUGCUGAUGCUGCUGCUAGUGGUAAAGGUAUUGCUGAUGCUGCUGCUGUUAGUGGUAAAGGUAUUGCUGAUGCUGCUGCUAAUGGUAAAGCUAUUGCUGAUGCUGGUAUAGGUAUUGUUGAUACUGAUGCUGGUGGUAGCGGUAGAGCUGAUACUGAUGCUGGCUGGAAGGACGGUGCUGAUAUUGCUAGUGGUGGUGAGGGUAGUGCUUCUGGCUUCGACACAAGUGCGUAUUCUAGUUUUUAA
Hyalella azteca is the source of this 5099-nucleotide messenger RNA. RefSeq lists its product as uncharacterized. The transcript is spliced from 10 exons. The coding region runs from base 27 to 5099 and encodes 1690 amino acids. NCBI's taxonomy places the organism in Eukaryota, Metazoa, Arthropoda, Malacostraca, Amphipoda, Hyalellidae. The record is from RefSeq and is a predicted model, not a curated record.